GGCGGGGCGGGGCGGGGCGCCGGUGACAGCGCGGCCAUGCUGCGCAACGGGGCGGCGGGCGGCGGCGGGGCCGCGGCGGGCGGCGGCGGCCACCGGCCCGUGCGCGUCUGGUGCGAUGGAUGCUAUGACAUGGUGCACUAUGGCCACUCGAACCAGCUGCGCCAGGCUCGGGCCAUGGGCGAUUACCUGAUCGUUGGGGUCCACACGGAUGAGGAGAUUGCCAAGCACAAGGGUCCCCCCGUGUUUACACAGGAGGAGAGGUACAAAAUGGUGCAGGCCAUCAAGUGGGUGGAUGAGAUUGCUCCUGGAGCUCCUUAUGUCACCACACUGGAAACCCUGGACAAGUACAGCUGUGACUUCUGCGUGCAUGGGGAUGACAUCACCUUAACUAUCGAUGGCAAGGACACCUAUGAGGAAGUAAAGACAGCAGGGCGAUACAGGGAAUGCAAACGCACCCAAGGCGUGUCCACCACUGACCUUGUUGGCCGCAUGCUGCUCAUGACUAAGGCUCACCACAGCAACAUAGAUGAGGACCUAGACUAUCGGAAGCACACUGACAACUUUGGGAAGGGGCCCAAAGGUCACAGUCCCUGGACUGGCGUCUCACAGUUCCUGCAGACAUCCCAGAAGAUCAUCCAGUUUGCAUCAGGGAAGGAGCCACAGCCAGGAGACACCAUCAUCUAUGUGGCUGGAGCCUUCGACCUGUUCCAUGUUGGUCAUGUGGAUUUCCUGGAGAAGGUUCACCAGUUGGCAGAGAAACCCUAUAUCAUUGCUGGGCUGCAUUUCGAUCAGGAGGUGAAUCGCUACAAAGGGAAGAACUAUCCCAUCAUGAACAUCCAUGAGCGAACCCUCAGUGUCCUGGCCUGCAGGUAUGUCUCAGAGGUGGUGAUUGGAGCUCCCUACGCUGUCACUGCUGAUCUGUUGGAUCACUUCAGGGUAACACUUGUUUGUCAUGGGAUGACUGAGGUGGUGCCAGACAAGGAUGGUUCUGAUCCAUAUGAGGAACCGAAGCAACGUGGCAUCUUCCAGCUGGUGGACAGUGGCAGCAAUCUCACCACAGAUCUAAUUGUGCAAAGAAUCAUCAAGAACAGGCUGGAGUUUGAAGCUCGCAACCAGAAGAAAGAAGCGAAAGAGCUGGCAGUGCUGGAGGCCAUGAGAAGGCUGGAGGAGGAGAAGCACUAGGCUGCAGAGUGUGGAUGUAUGAGCCACAGAGUGCUGUAACUUCACCCUCUGGUAGAGCAACUGCUCUUCAGGAAAGGACCCCUGAAGGGGGGCAGCACUGCUGGCACGCAGGACGUGCUGUCCUACCCUCUGCUGUCCUAGCUCCUGCACUAAUUAUGCAGAUGUAACGAGUUGGGAUUCCGCUGCCUAGUUUUAUCUCCGUUAAUCAGUCCCCAUCCCUUUACCCAGGAGGAGAUCUGACAAAAAAAAAGAAAAAAAAGGUUUUAAUUAUAACUAAUGUUUUAACAUGUU
Molecule: messenger RNA, 1473 nt
Organism: Prinia subflava (tawny-flanked prinia)
Lineage: Eukaryota; Metazoa; Chordata; Aves; Passeriformes; Cisticolidae
Gene: PCYT2
Product: phosphate cytidylyltransferase 2, ethanolamine
Exons: 13
Coding region: 37-1182 (381 amino acids)
Biological process (GO): phosphatidylethanolamine biosynthetic process
Cellular component (GO): cytoplasm
Molecular function (GO): ethanolamine-phosphate cytidylyltransferase activity
Source: RefSeq, a predicted model, not a curated record